This is a messenger RNA of Pogona vitticeps (central bearded dragon), 9792 nucleotides long. NCBI's taxonomy places the organism in Eukaryota, Metazoa, Chordata, Lepidosauria, Squamata, Agamidae. The record is from RefSeq and is a predicted model, not a curated record.
AUGGAAAAAGCAGUUUCUGAAGUGGCGAAUGAAUGCUGGUCCGCUACCCCUUCGCACCCCAAGUCCACUUCUAUGACCACGCGAGCACACAAAAGUAAAGAGGAGGUUAUUGAGGGAAAGAGUGACUUCAUAGUUCCUCUUGUUGCAAAGAAGACAUUGCAGAUUUGUUCAGCUGUUGCUGAAACAGAGGCUCAACAUGACAAAAAGUAUUCCGUAGGUAUGCUGCUAAAGAGAAGUGGCAAGUCAUUGAAUAAAGAGUGGAAGAAGAAAUACGUUACUCUGUGUGAUAACGGUGUACUGACCUAUCAUCCAAGUUUACAUGACUAUAUGCAGAAUGUGCAUGGAAAAGAAAUAGAUCUCUUGAGAACCACUGUUAAAGUCCCAGGGAAGAGACCACCUCGAGCCACGUCCGCAUGUGCACCCAUUUCUAGUCCAAAAACCAAUGGUUUAUCCAAAGAUAUGAGCAACUUACAUAUCUCACAAAAUGCAGGAAAUGUGACCACUAGUACUUCAGUGUCUCAAAUGACAAGUGGCAUCAGUCUUGUUUCGUUUAACAGUCGACCUGAUGGGAUGCAUCAGCGUUCCUAUUCAGUCUCCAGUGCUGACCAGUGGAGUGAGGUGACAGUUGUUGCAAACUCAGGCAUCAGUAGUGAUACUGGCUUGGGAGAUUCUGUGUGCUCCAGCCCAAGUAUUUCUAGUACCACAAGUCCUAAGCUGGACCCUCCCCCUUCCCCUCAUGGAAACAGAAAAAAGCACCGCAGGAAGAAAAGCACAAGCAAUUUUAAAGCUGAUGGUAUUUCGGGCACUGCAGAAGCCAAACGCAAAGCAUGGAAACUAAAUCGUGUUGGUAGCCUGCGAAAUAUAUACAGCAGCAGCAGCACCAACACUGAAGAACAAGAAGAAAACUUUGAAUUUAUUAUUGUGUCCCUUACCGGUCAGACUUGGCACUUUGAAGCUACAACAUAUGAAGAAAGAGAUGCUUGGGUCCACGCUAUAGAAAGCCAGAUUCUGGCCAGCUUGCAAUCAUGUGAGAGCAGCAAGAAUAAGUCCCGACUGACAAGUCAGAAUGAGGCCAUGGCCCUUCAGUCAAUAAGAAACAUCAGAGGCAAUUCUCGCUGUGUGGACUGUGAGGUACAAAAUCCGGACUGGGCAAGUUUAAAUCUUGGAGCACUCAUGUGUAUUGAAUGUUCAGGGAUACACCGAAACCUUGGCACACACUUGUCACGUGUCCGCUCACUUGACUUGGAUGAUUGGCCUAUAGAACUCAUCAAAGUAAUGUCCUCCAUUGGGAAUGAGCUGGCAAACAGUGUGUGGGAACAAAACACCCAGGGACGCAUUAAACCCUCUCCAGACUCCACAAGGGAAGAAAAGGAGCAGUGGAUCCGGGCAAAAUAUGAACAGAAGCUCUUUCUUGCUCCACUACAAUGCUUAGAGCUUUCCUUAGGCCAACACCUGCUUAGAGCAACUGCAGAGGAAGAUUUGCGAACUGUCAUCCUGCUUCUUGCCCAUGGGACACGAGAAGAAGUAAAUGAAACCUGUGGAGAUGGGGAUGGGCGUUCAGCUUUACAUCUGGCUUGCAGGAAAGGAAAUGUAGUAUUGGUGCAGCUCUUGAUUUGGUACGGUGUUGAUGUUAUGGCCCGCGAUGCCCAUGGAAACAGUGCAUUGGCCUAUGCCAGACAAGCAACGAGCCAAGAAUGCAUUGACAUCCUCCUGCAGUAUGGUUGUCCAGAUGAGCGCUUUGUUCUUAUGGCAACUCCAAAUUUAUCCAGGAAGAACACUAAUAGGAACAACAGCAGUGCAAGAAUGCCUACUAUCAUUUGAAGAAUGUGGUUCUCGUUUUCUGGCAGUACUAACAUCUACAGUCUCAGAUUAUGCAUUACCUUGACAGCUGACAUCUACACGUCUAUAAAAUAUCCCUUCUCCUUUCCUCUUUCUCCAGGGGGAAAAAUUGCCUGGAUAUUGUAAAGAGACAAGAAGGAGAAAAGAGGACUGCAGAAACCAUUUAUUUUAAUAAAAAGAUCUUGAACGAUGAAACUGUACAAGGGAGAGGAAGACAAAGAGGUCAUAGAUUCACUAAUGAUAGCACAUGGCAUGGGACCAUUUGACUAGGGUUUCUCUAGGCGGGUCUGUUACAAGGAUUGCAUGAGAGUUACUGGAGGGAGACAACCGGGAGAAGGCGAGAAGAAACGGUUACUUUCCUUAACUGACAGUUAAGCACAUUAGUACAUUUCACCUCUACCAAACUGAACAUUUGGAUUUCAUUCUCUUUUCCAAAGAGCUUGACGGCAUAAAUCAGAGGCAAGCACAGAGUUUGUCAGGUUUGAAGCUCCUAUGAUGGUAUGUGUCAAAUCAGUUGUAGCUAAUCUGUCCAGGGAGAAUACUGGCUUCAUUACACUUGUAUAGUUGAGUUCUUCCAGCGUUACUGCUGUUUAAUAGAACAUGAUUAGUCAUCACAGAGAAAAAAGCAUAUUAGCUGAGGAGGUAGUUACAUGGCACGCUUCGGUGAUUGCUUGGAUGUGAUUGCAAUAUUCUUAGAAGCAUCAUAUUAUCUCAGACAUGUUCUUUCAAGCCCUUGGAGCCCUCCUUUCUAAAUUCACUGUCAUAAUUUAGUAUCUGUUUAAUUUUUCAGUCCAAAGAGAGAAAAUCAGUUGCUGAGUAUUAUUUGACUGCAGCCUUCUUGGUGUAAAAACAAGAUGGAAAAAAUAAAUAAGAAUAGCUAUGAAAUGCAAAAAAAGGAAUAAUGAAUACUACUAAGAAAAAAAAUACUUCAAAUACCUUUAUGACAAUAACUACGGGAAAAAAGCUAGCUUUUUUCAGUCAUGACAAAUACCUUGUGUCACUUUUAUCAAGGUAAAAGUGUAGAAUUUUGUUUAUUCAUUGCCUAAGUUAUACAGAUUUUGUAUUGUGUUUUUAGGUUAUAUGUAUGUAAAAAUCAAUUAGAAUUUUUAAAUGUUCAUAAAUAUGCAUUGAUUUUUUUACAAGGCAAAUACUCUUUUGUUAAUUUAUAAACUGUAAUUGAUGUGAAAUAAUGUGCAGAUAGUUAGGGUCUAAGGAAUCACAAAUCAUUAUGACAGAUCUUGAAAACAUUCCCAGAAAAUAGAUUUUUAUUCCUUGAUAAAGGUUGUAUCUAUGUUGGCACAGAAAAGGUAAAAAGACAUAUGGUUUGGAAGAACAGUUUAUUGUCUUCCAGAAGCACAAACGUCUUUCAUUGUAUGUUUCAUGAGGCUGUUGUGGAAGGUGACUGGAAACCAUAAGCAUAGUAUGUAAGAAUCAGAGUAUAUUCCCCCUCCCCGGCCAACUUGGCCUGAUGCCCUUCUUUAAAUGAAUUUUGAUUCUUGUGCUCCAGAGACAUCUCAUGGAAUGGGCAGAUUUCAGGGAGAAGGUUUAGAGUUAAUUUCAAAGAACAAUUAAUAUUUGGAUAUUUUAGUAGCACUGGUGCCCUUCUAGCUUGGGGGUGAGUCUAUGAUUUUGAAUAGCAAGGGAGAAGGCUGUUGCCUAGAGAAGAAACUGAAGAGAAAUAGAGAUGCAUGAAGAAUUCUUUUAAAUUAACUGACCAUGCACAAUAAGAAGAGUACACAUUUGCCUGCAUUCUGUAGGUUGUGGGGUUUUUUUGUUUUGUUUUUUUACUAUGGAAUUGUUUAUGUUCCCCUUGGAAAAAAUAAUUAGACCACAUAAAAUUGGAAUUAAAUUUAUGUUGACAAGACAGGAAUAAUGACUCUUGUUAUGUUUUUGGCAAUUCAGGGAAAAUAUGUGCCACUUUUCCUACCACUCCACCCAGAUGAAAUUAGGGAAAUGUCAGGAGCUCAGACUGCAGUGGUUUAGUCAGAUGCCUGAUUUCCUUUGUAAAUCGUUUUCAUGUAUUUAGCUGCACAAUCCCUGCAAUGGCAGUUUCACAGCGCGAGAGUACAUUAGUGGCUCUGAAGGCUUUCAUAGAGACCAGUUUUAAUAUUGCUUCCUUAAUAUGUACUACUUAGUUGACACUAACAGUUGGCCCAUUAGAAGAUAUGUUCACCGCAGGCCAACAGAAUUUCCACUGUAUUUGUGAAAGUACUGUGAAGUACUCCUUUACUAGGCAAAGGUUUCUGCUCUUUGAUCCCAGCAGCUGACUAAAAUAAAUUUCCAGGAAAUGCAACUUAAAGGAGAAGACCUUCUGUUGACUUCAUUUAGGGUUGUCUUGGAGAUGAAAUCUGACUAAGUGAGGCAGUAGCUUCUGCUACCUUGUCCUGAGCUUCAAUAGUUCUCAUGAAAGAUCGAAUGCAUCUUCGUUAUAGCUACUUAACACUUUAUGGACGUUUGUUAGUACCAACCAGUUCAACUACAGUUCACAUUUUUCAAUGUUUUACCAAUGUUCACUCUUUCCCAAGGUCCCCUUUUAAUUAUUACUAUACUUUGAAUAAUCUCAGUAUAAAAAAAAUGAAAGCCAUUGAAAAUAAAUUAAGUAAAUACCUGCUUGGAAUUAAGAAUGUCAACAUAGAUUUCACUUGUCAACUGUAUUUUUGUUUGUUGAAAAGAGAAUAUUCAAGGUGUGGUGAUAAUUUUAGAGACAGAAUGUAUAAUGUAGAAAAUGUGCUAGAUUUCACAAGCCCUGAAUAUCACCCUUUCACUGUAGUUAAAGCUCUGAUAGAAUUGUGUUUGGACAAGAAAAGUUUUUCUGACCCACAGACAGUGUCUAUGCUUUUUAAUAUUGUUGUUUGAAGCUCUCUGGACACAUAUCUCGAGGGGUUGCUGCAGGAACCUGCAGAUGUCCGUCCACAUCUUAGCAUUCUUUGGCAAGCAAAGGGAAGCUCAUUAUUUGUUCUUGUUGUUUGUAUCAGUUUGAUGGUAGAGGCAUGGGGAUCUUCUGUCAGUUAUAACAUUUUUUUAACAUAUGUAUUUUAAUGCGUUCCAUAAUCACCUUUUGCUUCCUCCUCUUCCCUUAGGUGUCACUAUAUUAAGAUGUUAAUGUGUAUUCACCAUUAUUGACCUCUUAGAAGUUUGCUCCAAGUGUCAUGUGUGGUUUGCUAAAAAGGUGCUGGUAGGAUUUACUGGAUUUUACCAGGAGCCAGAAAGAGGGUAGGCAAUCUCUGGCCAGUCUAAACCUCAUAUCUUAAUAUUUGCUGGCAUUUUGCACACUACUGCAAGUAUGUUUGUCAGUGAGACUUUGAAACAAAUAUCACCUUGCAUAUUAUUCCAGCUUCCUUCAUCAAUUUAAACAUACAAAAAUCAGUAUAUUUUAUAUGUGCCUAUUUGAAUCCAGUAGUUUGUUCUGCCUAUUUAGGAUUAAAGGAAAUUGUUUUCAGUAUUUAUUAGAUUCUCCUAACAUUUCAGGAACUGAAAAGUUCCUGAAUUCCUCACAUGUCUGAAAAAGAAUAUCAUUGCAAGUAGAAACAGCAAAUCAUUGAUUCAGUACUGUACUGAGAUCCUUCUUGAAUUGAGAUUGUGAGAAGCACAAGAAAGAAAAAUAUAUGUUUAAGAUAAUGCAGUAACACCUCAACCAUAUCACUAUUUCUGAAUUCAUUCAAUUUUGUUCCUUUCCUUUUCUUAACUACAUUUUCAUCUUUUCUGAAAUGCAGCCUAUUUAAUAAAAUCAUUAUGCCCUUCAAGUGCAUGCAACAAAUUAAGAAGUAAUUAAAAUAUUAUCUGUAAGAGAUCACAGUAGGAAUCAUCUGGAGGGCUAAAUCUCCUUUCUUGAAAACGAGUCUGUGCUGGGGGUUGUUAAUAUUUUUUACCCACUUUUAUCCAUUAAAUACUGCUUUCUAAUUAUUGGAUGCUGUUGGGCUUUGGGGCUGCUAACUGUUGAAAUAAAAAAUGGCAAGGCCUGGGGGGGGUAAAUCAUAGGAAAACUCUGCUCAUCUAACUAUUGCACAUCCCUGCCACCAAACAAUUAUUGUCCACGGAAUACUAGACUAGCAAAAUCUAGACUACUGCUGUGCUAUAGGCAGAAAGCAAAAACUGAUCUACCUGCAGAGCAAGGAACAUGAUUAAAUGAGCUGUGCAACAGAUGACUAAUGAAGUAUUCUGCAUGCUUUGUAUGUUAUUGUUGUUUAGUCACACCAGGACCUCCUGUCUUCCACUGCCUCCUGGAGUUUGGUUUGUAUAAUCAUGAAAUUAAGCAUCUAGAAAAUACAUACCCAUUUUACAGAUUGAAAUUAAACAUAAGAAAGCAUGUAUACAAUUCAUCCAUUGUCAAGGGCUGCCCAAUGAAUCCAUGGUAGAGAACACUAAAAACUAGCAUGCGAAAAGUAUGUAUUCUUAUUCUCUUAAUAUGGUAUUGUUGUACACACUUUCUUGCUGUUUCCCAUGUAGCUAUGCACACACAGAGAGAGAGAGAGAGAGAGAGAGAGAGAAACCUUGACCUGGCUGUUCCUGAUGAAUAUUGCUAUGGUAUUCUCGAAGGCUUUAUUGCUAUGGUCUUGAGCUGUUGUCAUGUCUCUUCUUCACCCCUGGUAAGAAGAAGAAUUGAGCCAGCGGACACUGGACUAGAGAGGGAACAGAAGUUCUUGAGGCAGGAAAUACUGAGCAGACCUGGAAAUAGACUCACCACUAUCCUGAGAGCUACAGUUUGAACUACAGCUGCCUCUCUUGGCACAUACAGUGACCACACCAUUGCCAUUUUCACUACUAGAGAUUCCAUAGCAGCAUUAACUGGGUAUUCCUGUGGGGCACACUGCAACCAGAAGCCAGAGCAAGUCUGGGCAAGGCAGACAAGCAUUUAUUUGCCUUUGGUUAGGAUAAUGGUCACCACCAAGCACUAUGCCCCAUCUCCUCUUUAGAGCUCCACAGAGAUACAUAUAUUCCUUUCCUUGUUCCUGAAUGUUGAUAGUAUACAAGCAUAAACCAGUUUUUAAGACUAAAGUGAGCAAGAAAACUUACUUUACCAUCUUCUGCCUGGCAGUCUGGAGUCCAGCAAACCACACCCCUUGACUGGACAAACUCAAGAAAAUCUGCCAUCCAACUCUACCCCUAUAGCAUGAAUUUUUUAUUUAGUUUUGUGUGCCUUUCAGAAAUUGCUGAGAAAUUAAAGGAGAUCUUUGUUCUAACCUGAACUGCAUGGCAAAAUAAGGAACACUGAUGCUUGGCAAUCUGAUGUUAAUUUAGUAAGUCCAUAUUUAUAGAAUUCUUUAUGUGGGUUAUGAUAAUCACAUAUAUUAUUUAUGGACUCCAUUCUGUAUGUUAUAUGCAGUCAUAGAUACAUUCACUUUUAAACAUAAUAAUGAGCUUAAUAUAGCAAGGGAAAUAAGGUCUUCAGCAUCUGUCACUUUUCUAGCAAGUUUGUUUUUGUAUGUUUUUAAAUGAUUAAGAAGAGGAAGUACAGGUAUCACAAAUGUCAAGCAGAGUUUGCUAGUGAGAUUUGUAACUGUAUAUAUGUUUUAAUUACCUUAGCUGCACAUCUUGGCAAUGCACAGGUAAAAGACCAAAACAUUGACCAUUAGCUUGUUGCUGUUGCUGUAUUUUUUGCCAAUUUCUUUGACCGAUAUAUUUUCCUCCUUCCAAUUCCUUCUUUCAGAAGAAAAAGAGUGGAGGAGGUAUCUGUCUUUUUUCCCUAAUACUUCAACUUUUCUAGUACAUUUUGGAUUGUACUAACAUUUGGUUUAUACGAUUUACAGUAAGGUUUGUCAUUUAGAAAUGGUUUGGAUGCUUAAAAUUCUGUUUUUAAACAAUGGACCUUACUUUGCUGGAUUGCAAAGUGAAAGCUUUUUAAUAAGUAACAACUCUGUGGGCAGUGUUAAAGUGUCCACUUUAUGUUCCACUAUAAGAAGACGCUGAGCUGCUUGCUUUUGAAGGAGCAACUUUUUGACCUGGAAAAUAUAUGUUAGUCUGCAUUUUUAGUAGUUCAGAUAUUUUUUAGUGUUGCUCCCCUAAGAAUGUUAGGUUCUUCAAAUGCAAUCAGAAUAAAGAUCCUGGAGGAGAUUUUUCACAAAGACUUGUAGCUGGCUAGGCAUCUAAUUCCUGUACACUGACAAUAAGUACCUACUCUUCUGUCUCUUUCAUCAGAUUGCACCAGUGGGGACAUGAAUUCUGCUGACUUCAGUGCUCUGUGUUCUAGUUGCAGGCAGAUAUUUUUAAAAAUAGGAUUUUUAUGUAAUUUGUGAAGAGAAUUAGUUCAUAUAACUUUUGUUUCUCACAGCACCUGCAUAUUACAAUAAUAAUCUUGUAUUUAUAGAAGUUUGACAGUGUGAACCAACUCUCAUUCAGAUGCCUAUCUCUUAUAAAACUUAGAAUCCUGUUGUACUGCAAGAAAGCAGUGCAGAUCAAAUGCUAAUUGCUUUUUCACAGAAGCUUUGUUAAAUGCCUUCAUUUUAGCAAAGUAUUUACAAUGUUGUUACUACAGCUCCCUCAGCUGGUAAUUUUUCAAGACUCUGCCUGUCUUACCCAGAGAACCCUCUUUUAUUAUCACACGACAUUGCUACUCCACAUGCCUCCCUCCAGAAAACAUGGUGUUACCAUAGGUACCUCUGCAUAGAAUCAUAGAAUAAUGGAGUUGGAGGGGGCCAUCAAGUCCAACCCGCUGCUCAGUGGCCUUGAACUAGAGGUACACAUGAAGUAGAAGGAGCUGAUCCUCUAGGAAUCAAUGCUAGCAUUAUUGCAGUGUCUGCAGCAGUUCACUGGGCUGGAAGGGGACUGAGCAAUAUUCUGAGCAGGAAAAUAAUCCAACUCGCCUUUGGUCUACUCAAAGGGCCCUGUUCUGAAUGUACAGAAAGUGAGGGGUGUAUUUGAUAAAGAUUUUAUUGCAUGCUGGCAGACACAUGUCACCUCUUUUCCAAGCCCCCCAUGACCAUAUUUUAGAAAUUUGUAAGCCAGAGUUUUGUAAUAUCAGUGCAAAUCAAACCAUAAUCAGCUUUUUAUUCCAUAUAUAAUAAUAUAGUUUCAGAUUGAGCACUCCUUUGGGCCUUACUUUCCCCUUAAAUGUUUCGGGAAAGGGUAGCGGGCUUAGCAAAAGACAUACUGUCCAAAGGAUACGAGACAGAUAUUUCUGAACGUGGCUCAGUCACCCACGUAUUUUACAGGCCCAAAUCUGAUAUGGCACACUUGUUUCUGACUCUUUGAGAAAUAUUAAAAUAUGGAUGUCAGGGAAAGUGCACUCUUCCUUCCAUAGUCAUAUCUUAAAAAUGCAAAGUAGUGAAAAUUAAUGUCUCAAGCAGCCUAAAGACUUUAAAACUAGCCAUGCCUAAAAAGAAAAAAAUCAGUUUAACUGAAGAAAAACUACUUUUCCCCCCGAGAGGUGUACAGAAUAGUGAGUCUUGUUAAUCAUGCUUCAGAAACCAGUUUGGAUAAGUUACUAUUCAGUGGGAUAACUACAGAGACUUAUGUAUAUGGAUGAACACAUCUGGUGAAUCAGUCUCUGGACCAAGGACAUUUGUGGUGCUGUAAUCCAGACCGCUUGUUCUUGUCUUUGCACAGAUGCUACAAAUAUCCUUAUAUAAUUCUGUAGCAGAAGUCAGCUUUCCAUAGGUAGAUGUCCAUGCAUACGGUAAUGAAUAUCUCAAUGCCUAAUCUAUAUGCACAAAUCUCAUGAAUUGAGUAUAUAAUGUAAAUAGUUCCACAAAGAUAUGGCUGUUGCAUGGUAAAGUAAGAAGGAUAUAGACAUUAUUGUAUACGACUGUCUGGUGAAUACAAGGAAAUUCUGCUAAAGAAUAGGGCAGUCAUAUCCAAACUAAGCCCUAUUCAGCACCUGGCCCCACCACUCUUCACAGUGACAGCUCCAGCUAUAAAGAGAAGAACAGUCCUGUGCAAGACUUUGUACAAGAGCAAGAAUCCCACUUUUCUAGGAGCCUUGCUACACAUGAGCAGCAACCUGUCCUCUGUGGUUCC